Anthostomella pinea is the source of this 1917-nucleotide messenger RNA. The record is from the annotation of a GenBank genome assembly. Lineage: Eukaryota; Fungi; Ascomycota; Sordariomycetes; Xylariales; Xylariaceae.
AUGCAGCUUCGGAAGCUGUUGAGAUCGUAUGGCGCAACAGUUGAGCCAUCUGUAGUUGCCGACGGCUCCGACUUGGACGCAGCAUCAGCGCCCGAUGUCGAGAUGGACGAAGAUGCCACCUCUCGGAGCAACAGCCGGAAUGAGGCUCCUGAGCUCGAAGAGAAGGGUCCACAGCUGAUCACCAAGGAAGGAAUGUCAAUAUACUUCGAUAGUGCUCCUUGGUUCAAGCUGGGCGACGAGAGACAUCCGGAACUCGGCGGAAGCAAUAAUCCAGUAAAAGAGUCGCAUGUUCACGAGGGCGCGCUGUUCUUCGAACCUGAACGUACUGAAACCCCGGAGAAUCUGGCAAACCUCCAUCCAUUAUCUCAGAUGUUACCAAAGUUCAAGGAAAUCUAUGCCGAUAGAGUCGAUCCCCUGGUCAAGAUCCUGCAUCUUCCUACCUUUUGGGCCGAAUUGACGCAUGGGCUGCAACAUCCCCAAGGACCACCCAAAAGCCUAGAGGCAAUGAUGUUUGCUUUCUAUCUAGCGACAGUCAGCAGUGUAGAAGAGAACGAAUGCAGAGACUUCUUCGGGGUAGCGAAAUCGGUUUUAUGUUCUCGCUACAGGGGCGCGACCCGUCAGGCCUUGAUAAACGCAAAAUUCCUGUCCACCUCCAGUCCGAUGACUCUCCGGGCAUAUGCAGUAUUUAUGAUGUGCGUACGCAAGACAUACCACGUUGAUACACUCUUUGUCAUGUCGGGAGUCGCCAUCCGGCUUGCACGGAAGAUGGGACUUCACCGCGACGGAACAUCAUUUGGGCUGUCUCCAUUCGACACAGAGAUGCGGAGAAGACUUUGGUGGCAUCUUGCCUUUGUGGAUUAUCGCACCGCCGAGGUACUGGGUACAAGACCUUCUCUGGAUCUUGCUUGUGCGGACACCAAGAUACCCCUGAAUAUCGACGACGACGACCUUUCCCCGGAGAUGAAGAACUCACCCCAAGAACGAAAGGGAUUCACAUCUAUCGCACUUUGUCUCAUCAGGUACGAGGCCAUGGAGGCGAUGCGGCAGCUUUCGACGAAUACUCGCCCCGUGGAUACGCGCCGCGAGGUACUCUGUACCCCAAUUACCAGUCUCGCCAGGAAGGAUAGCAUCAUAGCCCAGGUUGAAGACCAAUUGGAACGGAAAUACCUGCGCUAUUGCGACCCAUCCAAACCCCUCCAUACUUUCGCGUCGAUCAUGAUCAGAUCGUCGGUAUGCCAAAUGAAGCUGUCUGCGCACAAUCCGCGACAGUUCUUGAGGGUUCCCCAAAGCGAGCGCAACAUAGUGUUCGAGAACGCCAUGAAGCUACUGGAGUACCUAAACUUCAUGCGAAGUGGUCAACAGGGCCUGGAGAAAUACAUGUGGCAGAUCGGCACGAGCUAUCUCUGGAACGCGAUGCUGUACGUGCUCAUCGAGUCCCGGCAUCGCAAGACCGGGCCGGAGGUGGAUAGGUCAUGGCGCUUGAUCGGGGUGGUGUUCUCCGACUAUGCUAAGUUGAUGCAGACGACAGCCGGAUCUGUCUGUAGAGUACUGUCGAGGCUGGGGAGGUGGACGCUGGAUGUUUGGGACGACCACAUUGCAGCUUUGAAGGUCGAAGGCUUCCCGGAGCCGUCAACACCUGACUAUAUAACUGCGAUCCGUCACUAUCAAACUACCUCACUGGAUACGUCAUCUGAAAGAAGAAGUCCAGUGGCAGCAUCCGGAUCUGCAACUCAGGAAUCGUCCGGCCAUGACUGCGUUCAGACCUGGGGCAAUGGAGAUGGUCUCUCUGACUCCACACCACUUGGUGCCUUCGAUUUCUCUGGUAUCCCGUCUUUCGAGAUGGCCCCGACUGAUUGGGAACAAUGGGAGCGGUUGAUAGCAGAGCAGAGUGACUUUUCUUUCAUGGACAGCGUGUAA